AUGCCCCUCGUCGUCCCCGGAAUCACCAACACCAGCGGCUCUGGCUCUGGGAGCAAGGAAGAAUGGCUCAACAAGCUCGUUGGGAAGAGGAUUGCUGAUUCCCAUAAUGAGACUUGCUUUGCAAAGCAAGACCUCCCCGAGACUCACCGUAUCGUAAAGCCGGGCGAGGUCACGACCAUGGACCACAGGCCCGAGAGGCUCAACAUCCACGUUGACGAGAACGACAACGUUCGUGAUGUCAACUACGGGUAG
This is a messenger RNA of Aspergillus mulundensis, 252 nucleotides long. RefSeq lists its product as uncharacterized. The transcript is spliced from 2 exons. Lineage: Eukaryota; Fungi; Ascomycota; Eurotiomycetes; Eurotiales; Aspergillaceae. The record is from RefSeq and is a predicted model, not a curated record. The coding region runs from base 1 to 252 and encodes 83 amino acids.